AUGGAGCUCGGGGGUCCACCGCCAACUGCCAGCGCCACCAACAGCACCAGCCUGGCACUCGAGUUUGCCAUUUGUAAAGGCAGCUGGAAUGCUUUACCCAACCUCAACCUCGCACUUCACAACGUCGACUCAUAUACCACGCUUCCCCGCGCCCUCGUGUACCUCUCUGGAGGAGUCGAUGCACCGAUGGCGCCGGGCUCGAUAUGGUCGCGCGUACGAAUACCACCAUCCGGGCUAGCCCGAGCCGUCACUCUGAAUCUGAUGGGCUUCGCGACGUGGAUCCCCGUCAUUGCCUGGUUCAACAUGCACGUCGCAGAGCUGACGUUUGUGGAUGGCUCAUCCAUGUACCCGUUCCUGAACGAGGACAAGGACUCGACUCUACGGCGAGAUUUUUUUCUGAAUUACAAGUGGUCGCCGCAGGAAGGGUUGGAGAGAGGCAUGGUUGUCACAUUGAGGAGUCCGUAUAAUCCGGAGGUGGUUGCCGUCAAGAGGGUGGUUGCGCUUGAAGGAGAUGUGGUCAGGACCAAGAAGCCCUAUCCCAUACCGACGGUCAGGAUACCCCAGGGCCAUGUUUGGGUGGAAGGAGAUGGGCCGGCGGGAUCGAGCCUGGACAGCAAUACGUAUGGACCUGUGUCGAAGCGCUUAUUGACGGGGAGGGUUACGCACAUUGUGUAUCCGUGGAGGAAGUUUGGGCAGGUGAGGUGGUGGGAGCAUGAGAGCAAGCUGGUGGAAUGA
Metarhizium robertsii ARSEF 23 is the source of this 735-nucleotide messenger RNA. Its product is annotated as Peptidase S24/S26A/S26B/S26C. Lineage: Eukaryota; Fungi; Ascomycota; Sordariomycetes; Hypocreales; Clavicipitaceae. Gene Ontology annotation, cellular component: mitochondrial inner membrane peptidase complex; membrane. Gene Ontology annotation, biological process: mitochondrial respiratory chain complex assembly. The record is from RefSeq and is a predicted model, not a curated record. Gene Ontology annotation, molecular function: serine-type endopeptidase activity. The transcript has 2 exons. The coding region runs from base 1 to 735 and encodes 244 amino acids.